ACACAUUUUUAAGCCGAGUGUACUCAGACUUAGUAGAAUUGAAUCGGCUUUAAGUGGCAGACACGCUACUCGUCUGUUUUAUAAACGCGUAGGAAGGCGUGUUUUUUAACAGUAAAUAACAUGCAGUCUGUAUUGGCGUUUUGUUUAUUAUUGUUAAGUUUUUGGAAUUUAUGCGCUAGUUCGCGAUCUGGGCUAUACAUCGAUAAUGGUUUCGAUCAGACAGCAAUAGAACGGAUUAUUUCUAAAGAUGAAAAGAAAGAAAUGGAAUUGGAGAUAUUAAGUCUUUUGGGGUUGCCGAAGAGACCAAUGAAGUUCAAUAAGAGUCCGUUGAAGAAGUCUGCGCCCAGAUUUCUUCUCGAUGUUUAUAAAACGCUGAUGAAUGAAGAGAGUGAAGAGAACAGUAGGUCAAAGAGGAGUUCCGAUGUUUAUUUGAGUGGCGAAGAACAGCAUCAGAUUGAUGAAAGUGAUAUUAUCAUGACUUUUGAAAGUGUUAAUGAUCAUGUGACAAGCGUAAGGCAUGAGAGAGGAAAAAGACUGUGGUUUAAUGUAAGCGAUGUACCUGUGGCAGAAGAUGUGGUUGGAGCUGAACUUCGAAUAUAUAAAAAUAGGAGAAAAGGAAGCAAACACAGCGGCACUACUUUUACUGUUACGGCAUAUCAGCUGGUUAAAACAGAUGAAGGUGAAAAGGAUUUGGAAUACGUGUUUGCAGCUAACACGACGCUGGACUCAACGGGAUGGAUGCGACUAAAUUUAACCCAGUGCCUGGCCUCUUGGGUGGCAUUUCCGAAUUCCAAUAAAGGCCUCUACCUGUCUGUACAUCCUGUAGAUAGACCAGGACACGAAAUCAGGCCGGAAGAUAUUGGACUCGUUACAAUUAAAGGAGAAGACGAGAUUCAACCCUUUAUGGUCGCGUUUCUAAAAGCUGUCAAUAAUGUUAAACCGAGGGUAACCAGAGAUACACGAACGAAAAAAGAUACAUUUAGCAGCGUGAUGUCUGGAUAUCAUCCCAAAGGUAAAGUUGACACCGACAUUAGAGCAGAUUUGAGAAGAAGUUGCAGAAUAGAAACUUUGUACAUCAGUUUCAAGGAUUUGUCCUGGCAGGAUUGGAUCAUAGCACCUGACGGUUAUGCAGCCUACUACUGUGCUGGAGAAUGCAACUUUCCACUGAACGCUCACAUGAACGCAACGAACCACGCAAUCGUCCAGACUUUAGUCCAUUUGAUGAACCCGUGGAGAUUCCCGAAGCCGUGUUGUGCGCCAACGAAAUUAAAUCCCAUAUCGGUUUUAUAUUUUCUAGACGAUCAAAACGUCAUUUUGAAAAAAUAUAAAAAGAUGGUGGUGAAAAGUUGCGGUUGUCAUUAAAUUUUAUUUGUUUAUUGUAUAUAUUGUAAAUGUUUUUACCAUUUUUUGACAAAAUUUUUGGAAAAAUACUCGAAUUUUGAUAAUCCGAGUAGUUUAAUAUAAAAAUAAUGGUAUAAUGUGAUAUUUUAUCAGCCAUACAUUGAUUUAUGCGUGAAUGACAUAUUUCUAAAAAUUUGAUUAGUUUUAACAAAAAUAUACCAAAAAUUAACGAUAAAGGAAAAAGAUAAAAUCUUAAAGACUGUGUCAAAGAAACGAGGCGAACAUUUCCCUCAUGGAAAUAACUACUCUCUUGGCUAAUACCGCAACAGGCAUUGCAUUAUAUUAAAAUGUGAAUAGCAGAAAUAGAAAAUAAUUUUCAACUCUCUACUACUACUACUACUACUACUACUACUACUACUACUACUACUACUACUACUACUACUUUCAGUCUCUGCUAUUCACCUUUUAAUAUAAUGCAAUGCCAGUUGCGCUAUUAGCCAAGGGAGUAGUUGUUUUCAAGAAAGAAAUGGUCGCUUCGUUUCAGUGACACGGUCUUUGAGAUUUUAUCUUUUUUCCUUUAUGGUUUAUUUUUAAAUUGGUCACAUUUGCGAAUAGGAAUAUUUUUCCUUUAAAAAUAUACCAGUCAAUAUAUUUUUUAGUUUAGAUUUAGUGGGUUUAUUUUAUAUUAAUACAUUAUAAUUCAAUUAUUUUAUUAAGUUUAACUGUAAAUAUGUGUAUAAUGUACGUUUUUAAAUUACUGACAAUAUAACACAAAUUCAGAUAGUGAUGCUGAUGGAUUUGAAAGUCUAAGAAAAAAAUGUAGUUGUUCAUUUCACGUGUCAAAAAGGAAGUAUAAGUUAAAACUUUAGAUACUCAAACUCAUCAAAUUAGUAGCAACAUAAUAUAUGGUGGGAGUUGACCCCUAGUAUACAUACAUGAUUCAAAUCUGGGGUAUGAGAUUUUAUGUUAUGUUAGAUGCAAUUUUUUUACUUUAUCUUUAAACAAUGUAGAUCAUUCAUACUAAGGUGGGUAUAUCGUGAUUCAUACCAUACUCUAUAUAAAAUUCCACUAUAGGCUAAUGAACAUAAUACUCUCUUCAUAAGAAGGGUGUAUUUUUUAAUGGAUGCAUGUUGUAUAAUUUAAUUCCAAAUUAUGUAAAAAAUGCUCCAACAUGAACAAUUUCAAAAAGAAACUAAAAAUAAAAUACAUAAACGAUGUCAAUCCAUAUACUCUUGAUGAGUUUGUAUCAUUUCACUAAGUCUAAUCAUAAUUAUUACUUACAUUUGUGUUUUAUUAUUAUUAUUAUUAUUAUCAUUAUUAUAACUGUCUCUAAGUUUAAUUACUAUUUGAAUUUGUGUUUUAUUUUAUUAUUAUUACUAUUAUUAUAUCUGUUGCUCAUUUUAUUUAUAUAUUCUCAUUUACUUUGACUUGUUUUCUAUAUAAUAUUCAUAUGAAAAUAAAGAUUAUUAUUAUA
Messenger RNA from Psylliodes chrysocephalus, 2815 nucleotides. Lineage: Eukaryota; Metazoa; Arthropoda; Insecta; Coleoptera; Chrysomelidae. The record is from the annotation of a GenBank genome assembly.